CGAUGAGAUACAAUAUAAACAGAAUGAGUAUUAAAUAUGAAUAUAGAAUAUGAACGAUCAGUUAUGUACAUAAAGUGUGGGAGUGCAAAUAACAAUAUUGUGAAGUUAUUGCUAUACAUUUCUACUCAUUCCAAGCUGGAAAAGAUCUUGUUCUACAGUAUAAGGCGAUUUCUUUUCACAAGUGUUCGGCGGAAAAAAGAAAAGAAAAAAGUGAAAUAAAUUAAUAAUCUUAUAUUUACAUUAAAAUGAUCUUAUAAUAGAAAUAAUAGAUGAAUAUUACAAGACUCUUAUAUUUCUAAUCAUUUUCACACAGGUGUCUUUUUUUUUUCAACAUUACAGAAAGUGGAAAAGAUUUUAUCACAGCACUAAAACAGCAGGUUUAUGAAAAGCGAGAGCUGUUGGUGAAUUUCAGCCCCAUAGGCACGUCUUAAAACAAUGAUUUUUGGUAUUGUGCUAAAAUGUUGGUUAUUUGAAAGAGCCAGGCAUCAAAGUGAGUGCUUAUGUAUUUACUUACGGCUUCUCUAACCCUCUUUGUGUCAUGUCCUCAAUCUUCUUACCCACUGUGCUGUGUGCAGGACUCCAGCAGAAGUGACUUAUAGAAGCAAACUCAACCACAUUUCAAUCAUUAUCUACUAAUAUAAUAAUAUAAUCAUCGCCCUGAUGUUUAUCCGAAUGUAUGUACACCUAAGACCAGGAUUUACACUUCAGGAAUUCAGUUCAUGUUAUGGAAUUGUGGUGGUUUUCAUGAUCUGUGUCCAGAAAUGGUAGAGCAGUGGUAGCUCAGUGGGGAAGCUGUUGGUCUGAUUGGAAGGUCAUGAGUUUGAAUCCCAGGUACACCAAUCUGCCAGUCUUGAGUCCCUGAGCAAAUGCAAGCUGCUCUGGAUAAGGACAUCUGCCAAAAUGCUGUAAAUGUAAGAAAUUGCCUAACUAUGAGAGGCAGGAACUGUUAUAAAUUGUGAAUAUAAAUGAAUAAAACAAGAGAAUAAGAACCGAAUCUGUCUGGAAGAGUAAAAACCUUUGCCUGGACGUCUCGUUUUGAGGUUAAUCGUGUUACCCAAACCGUUCAGCUGCAUUAGCUCUGAGAAACACAGCUCACCUGACACCCACAGCUCUUAAGACUCACGUGUGCUCGUGUCUAUCCGUUCCUCUUUAGAGGAGUUCUUAACGGGAUCAGGAGCAGGGUCGGGAGAGGGCACGGUGACAGAGGCAGGGCUGAUCGAGUGAGAGAGACGUGAGAGGUUCAAGAGAAAGAAAAGUUCAAGUGUUAGAGCAGACAGAGAGUCUGACAAGCAGAGGCACCGAUGGAAAACAUGGAAGAGAAGGAGUGUAUGAUAGUGAGCCAGCAGGCGAGCUCUUCACCAUUCCUCAAGGCUUUUUACCUAAAGAUGCCACUGAGUGUGCCGAGUCCUGUACGCCAGAGACGCCACACGCUUCCCGCCAGCGAGUUCCGCAACCUCACACCACAGGACGCCAUCAGUGUGUUCGAGAUCGAGAGAGAAGCUUUCAUCUCUGUGUCAGGAGAGUGUCCGCUCACGUUGGACGAGGUGCUUAACUUCUUAGGCCAAUGUCCUGAGCUGUCCAUGGGCUGGUUUGAGGAAGGACAGCUGGUGGGCUUCAUUAUUGGGUCUGGCUGGGAUAAAGAAAAGCUAGCACAGGAAGCUCUGACACGUCACAUUCCCAACACGUCUACCGUCCACAUCCACGUGCUGUCUGUACACCGUCACUGUCGUCAGCAGGGUAAAGGCUCCAUUCUGCUGUGGCGUUACCUGCAGUACCUCCGUUGUAUUCCGGGUCUACGCAGAACCCUGCUCGUUUGUGAGAAGUUCCUCAUGCCUUUCUACGAGAAGGCUGGCUUUAAGGAGAAAGGGCCUUCAGCGAUCACAGUAGGAGCUCUGAGGUUCAGAGAGAUGGAGUAUACACUCGCAGGCCUGGCCUACGCACGGCGAAAUAGCAACUGCUGAAGAAGUGGACUGGUUGUUUUUACACUGAAGGACACAGCUCUCAGAUUUUUCAUGAUCGACGUCACCUCGAAGUGCACUUUAUUAAACCAGAGACUGAAAUCAUUCCAAACUGUACAGAAUCUUCAACAUGACACCAAAUGAUGGGUAAAUGAAGUGAUGUGACUGUAUCACUGUACAGUCUGGUGUUCAGUGGUUGCUUGUGUCGCUUGUGUUCAAUAUGACUGCUAUGUCUAAGGGUCACCAAGUCUUUUUAGUUGUGGUUGAUUCACGAUGCGUUCACACCAGCGACCGAGAAAAAGGAGAGGUGAUGAGUUGUUUUCUUUAUUAAUGUGACGGCGACAAAGCGACAGCAUGACACACCAGCUGAACUUCAUUCUAGAAUUAGGAAAGAUGUGCCACGGCAAACUCGAUCCAUUCCCUCAAUCACAUUCCUUUACAUAAAAUGCAUUUAAAUUCUAUCAGCUUUAGCUCCCACCUGUAAUUAUCUCCUGUACUGCCGGACCUGUGUAUACAGACACGUUUACAAACAAAUGAAAGAUGGCUAACAAAAGUAGCAACGAUCCUGUUUGUUCUGGAGAAGGUCUGUAGCUAAUAACUCGUGCUGCUAAUCUGCUAAAAUCAACACACAUGAUUUUUAUACUUUAAGUUUUAUGUACUGAAUUUGUAUAACUGCAUUAUUAACAAUGCUAAUUUACGCUAAUAAAGAUGAGCAAACACCUAGCUAAUUUUGCACAGUUUUUACUUUAAUAAAUUGGCAGAAUUCAUUCUAGAGACAAAUAAAUUGUAGACAACAGUAGACUUUGUGCUGUAGGCUACAUUUUGGCUGCUACACUUCCUUUAUCUGAGCUUUAAAAAAAAUGUUAGAGGUUACAUGAGCAUAAGCGCUAAACUACAUGUGAAACCAGUGACUCGUCGCUCGCGAGUGCGCAUGAGGAACACGAAUCAUCCGCAGUCACUGAAUCAUAAUUUAAUGAACGAAUUAUUUAUUUAUUUCUUAAUUUUGCAAGUGAAAUAUUCAGCUGUAUUAUGUGUGAUUGGUCAUGAAACUGGGAAACUGACAUGAACAUCACUAGUUUUCAACAGUUAUCUACCAAACCCCGCCCCCACCCCACCCCCCGCCCGGAGAGCAAUGAAGUUCAUCCGUCCGUCCGUCUGUCCAUUCAUCUAUCUGUCUGUCUCUCUGUCCGUCUAUCUAUCUGUCCACCCGUCUGUCUGUCCAUCUGUCUCUGUUCAUCCGUCUGUCUGUUCAUGCAUCCAUCCGUCUGCCUGUCCGUCCGUCAGUCUGUCCAUUCGUCCAUCUGACUGUCUACUGUAUUAUGACUAUUUAAUAAUAUAUUGCCUAAAACCUGUAAUAAAACCUUUAUAGCACA
Molecule: messenger RNA, 3331 nt
Organism: Tachysurus fulvidraco (yellow catfish)
Lineage: Eukaryota; Metazoa; Chordata; Actinopteri; Siluriformes; Bagridae
Gene: aanat2
Product: arylalkylamine N-acetyltransferase 2
Exons: 3
Coding region: 1302-1961 (219 amino acids)
Biological process (GO): circadian rhythm; response to light stimulus
Cellular component (GO): cytoplasm
Molecular function (GO): aralkylamine N-acetyltransferase activity
Source: RefSeq, a predicted model, not a curated record